Molecule: messenger RNA, 1063 nt
Organism: Macrosteles quadrilineatus (aster leafhopper)
Lineage: Eukaryota; Metazoa; Arthropoda; Insecta; Hemiptera; Cicadellidae
Product: cofilin/actin-depolymerizing factor homolog
Exons: 5
Coding region: 265-711 (148 amino acids)
Biological process (GO): cell motility; actin filament fragmentation; actin filament severing
Cellular component (GO): cytoplasm; actin cortical patch; actin cytoskeleton
Molecular function (GO): actin filament binding
Source: RefSeq, a predicted model, not a curated record
GACGCAUUCAGUGAUUAACUCGAUAACAUUGGACAAGAAGAGAUUGUGGUUAGGAGGGGACGAUAGGCCGCCCAAUUGCGUGAGUCGUACUAUUAGGAGCUGUCUGUGCGGAUGGAUUUUUAACGAGAGAGUCAUUUUACUCUGUUCGGUUGGUAGUGGAAGCAGUGAACAGUGAACACCCUCUCUUCCACUGGAUAUUGGGUGACGUUAGGGUUUCUAGUGAAAUAGACUGGCACAAGGUGAUACGGAUAUCGCACAAAUAAAAUGGCUUCCGGUGUGACGGUAUCGGAUGUGUGUAAAACAACAUAUGAAGAGAUCAAAAAGGAUAAAAAACAUCGAUAUGUAGUAUUUUUUAUCAAGGAUGAGAAACAAAUUGACGUUGAAUACAUAGGUGAUCGCAAUGCGCAAUACGACCAAUUCCUGGAGGAUCUGCAGAAGGCAGGGACUGGUGAAUGUCGGUACGGACUGUUUGACUUUGAGUACACACACCAGUGCCAAGGCACAUCUGAGGCGUCCAAGAAACAGAAGCUUUUCCUGAUGUCCUGGUGCCCCGACACUGCCAAAGUCAAGAAGAAGAUGUUGUACUCCUCCUCUUUUGAUGCCCUCAAGAAGUCCUUGGUUGGUGUUCAGAAGUACAUCCAGGCCACAGACCUGUCGGAAGCGUCCCAGGAGGCUGUGGAAGAGAAGCUGCGUGCCACCGACCGACAGUAGGCCACCUCAGCUCUAGGAAAAAUAACACCAGAGUCGACCACCCGACAAGCAUUUAUUUAUUUAUAUUUAUUAGCAAAAUUUGACGAUCGAAACGAUCGUUCGAGUCGACUAGUCAAGAGAGCUCGGAUACCGAAGUACCGUAUGAAGGUUGACAACUGUGUGAUUUGUGCUUGCUCGUGCUCCUUAUAAUGUUACUCUUACCGCUAUUAUUUUUCCUAGACCGAUUUUGUACUGAUCUAUAAAGAAACAAAUUAAAACAAAAUUACAAUUAUAAUGUUGUGUAGAUGUAUUUUCAUUUUUGAUCAAGGCUGGAUAUAUGCUAUAUAUAUAAUAUAAUUCUUUUCAUUUCUAA